Molecule: messenger RNA, 1914 nt
Organism: Trichoderma harzianum CBS 226.95
Lineage: Eukaryota; Fungi; Ascomycota; Sordariomycetes; Hypocreales; Hypocreaceae
Exons: 2
Coding region: 164-1771 (535 amino acids)
Source: RefSeq, a predicted model, not a curated record
GGGGUCGCGUAUUUAGCGCCCGUGUAGCUAAAUCGAGCCAUCCAUCAUGCAGCCAAUUCAACGCAGCGCUUAUAAGGCUGCCAUGUCUGCUUUUCGAGGCUGCAUUUCAUGGCAUUCUAACCAUUUCCCUGUCGUUACAUAGCCGUCACUUUGAACCAGUACAAUGGGGUUGACCUUUUACGAAAUCGACCCCAGCGGGGAUACGCUUCUCAUCCUCCAGAAUGCAAAUGCGCCAUUUGCGGUUCUUCCAUCAUCAGGAGCACAAGCAAAACAGAAAGCAGCUGACUCAACUCCAGAUGAUAAAACAGCAGGCAAGGCGCCGGAUGCAGACAGCAAGCCGAAGGAGCAAGGCAGCAAGCCAAAGGAUGCAGACAGCAAACCGACAGUACAAAUGCGCCUCUCGUCAAAGCAUCUCACAUUAGCAUCCAAGUAUUUCCAGAAAAUGACGGCCAAUAAUUGGAAGGAAUCCAAGGAGGCCACGCCUGACGUUGGCUAUUCGUAUGUUAUCAACGCAAAUGACUGGGACGAAAAGGCGCUGCUGCUUUUGAUGAACAUCAUCCACGGGCGGACCUCAAAGGUUCCGCGAUAUAUUGACCUCGAGUUGCUUGCCAAGGUGGCCGUUCUGGUCGACUACUACCAAUGUCAUGAAGCUGUCGCCUUCUACUCACAGACGUGGCUAAGCUCCAUAUUCAUCGUUAUUCCGAGGAAGGGCGAAAGAGACUACAUGCUCAGGCUCGUCGUAUGCUUGGUGUUUUCAGAAGUAUUCAACUUUCAGCUAUUAACAAAGACGAUUAUAUGGGGGGCCACCGGGCCCAUCGAUUCGCUUGGCCUACCAAUUCAGCAAAAAAUCAUAGACGCGCUCAACAAGUCACGGGAGGAUGCCAUUGAGACCGUUGUAGCUGAAUUUUUUGAAGUGAGGCGGCGCUUGUGCGAGGAUCAAGCGCACUCGUUCGAAUGCUCCUCCAUACACUUGGGCGCUCUCCUCAAGGCCAUGUCCAAGAUGGGCGUCAUGGAUCAUACCUUAGUCAGCCCAUGGCCUGGCCACAGCCUGUUGACCCUUGAACAGGCCAUUCGCGACAUCAAGGAACCAACCUGGAAAAGUAACUGCCCGGAGAGUUCUACGCCUCCAAAGGAAUCUACAGAGGAAUCUACAAAGACGACUACAAAGUCCAGCAAUGAUUCUGAUGGCGCCCCUUCCACAAAUACCAAGACUCCUCCCGCUCCAGCCGCCACCGCUCCAAGAUCUGGUUUCCCUGCUACUUCAUCUGGGGGUCUGUUUGGAAGUGGUACUUCCGCCCCGACCGGGGGAUUUGGAACAAAUGCUUCAUUGGGAGGUCUAUUUGGCAACAAUGCCAAUACCGUUCCGACUGGAGGUCUGUUUGGCAGUGGUAAUACCGCUCCGACUGGAGGUCCAGGUUUCCAAUUUGGCAAAAAGGCCAAUGCUGCUCCGACUGGGGGCGGCCUCUUUGGCAAUGGCACUCCCGCGCCAACUGGGGGUCUAUUUGGCAAUGGCACUACCGCUCCGUCAGGGGGAUUUGGCACAAACGCUUCGUCGGGAGGUCUCUUUGGUUCAACUGUUCCAUCGGGGAGUCUCUUUGGCAAACCUACUCCAUCAGGAGGUCUCUUUGGUAAACCCGCCUCCGAUCCCGAAGACAAAACUAAACCGCCUCCCCCCCGCUGCAGUCUUGCUGCUAAAACCAGCCCAAUCAUUGAGGAGCUAUUUAAAACAGUCAAUGGUCUACAGCUUGGUGACUAUGUCAAAAAGGAGUGAAGUAUGGCUCGACAUGUUGGUGGUUUGCUGGGCAUGGAAGGUAAAACCAUUGCUUCUCCGGAGUAAUAAUGUCUUUAAUAAUAUAUAUGUUAAAGGACUGCAUGUAAUAAACUCUAGCAGACAAAGAAAGAUUUCAGGGUUGA